CCACCACUUCUCUAUAUAUUUGUGUUCUGUGCCUAUAGGGCUAUAGGUUAUCCGUGGACAUUGAAUUUACUCAGUCAACUGAAAGUGCUCGAAUUAAAAGUUUUUUGAGUUUCCUUAAAGUUUUCGGGGUGGUAAAACCGUAUAUAAUUAACUGGUGUACUCCCUACUGUUUCUAACAUUAAAAAACUCAUUUUUAAACGUUGUUACGCGUCCAAUAGUGUCGGUACGCAAUGGCCAAACAAGUCAGAAGUAACAGAAAUCAGAGAAAUCAAAAGAACAAAACGGUCAGGAGCCCGAAUAAGGCGAAAGGCGGCGGCCCUAACAGAAAAGGAGGCCCCAAUCGUUCCAAUAACAAAAAAACGACCUUUAAGAAGGGAUCUCUCCUGAGAGGUUCACCAGCUAAAACGGGAAAACUUCUGGACGCUCGUCAGAAACUCAGUAGAAAGCAUAAAGUUACCGAUGCCCGUGAUAUUUUGUCUAAAAGAGGCCCACCGCAGGAUGCCAGAAAUAUCCUGGAUCGAAUGAGAGGUGCCAGGGGGUCAACCGCAGUGAGCAAACCGAUGCCUGCAUUAAACGCUAAAGUUAAAGUGAUUGGCAGUAAUAUUUUACAAAAAGUGGACAGAAAUGGAAAAAUCAGUUUGGUUACAAACAAGUCGAGGAAUUCUUCGGAUAUUAAUGUGACCAUUCAGAAGCAAUUGGGGCUUAUAGCGAACUCGAGGCCAGCUUUAAAAAGGACCCCACCCAAGAGAAAUGUACCUAAAGAUAUUCCACCGAUGAAAAAGACCAUUAUUAAUGAGCUGAAUCAUUAUCCAGGUACCAUGCCAGACCCUUACGAAAGGCCUUAUGACUCAGGUUUAUACAAAUGGAUCAAACCGGACCUGAGAACCGCAUCUCACUUAAUAAGCUCACUCGAACCAGCCAGACAAGCCAUGAGGGAUGUUAUGCGAGAGGAACUGUUUUUGGCCAGAAAUGACUUGUCUAAAAUCCUUGCACCACCUGUCUCUCGACCUAUAAGGCCGCAGCCACGUGAAUACGUGGACUUAGAUGCUGUAGAUGAGGACGAGGAGAUGCCUAUGAUGCCACCCAGUAGGAUAUCCCUCAAAGGUUCUACCAGGACGAGUAACGUGCAUUCAAGACUCGAUUCGUCUCCAGCAGACCAAUUAAGUCACGGGAUUUUAGCACAACCUAAAACCAAAGUUGUCGUUCCGGCCGGUCACAGGAUCGUCGUUUCCAAUUUGCAGGGCAGCGUCACCGAGGAGGAUAUAAAAGAGCUAUUUGAAGAUAUCGGGCAACUUUUGUCGGCCAAACUAGUCAGACCGGGAGUAGCCGAAGUGAUUUACAAGAACCUAAAGGAUGCACAAAAAGCGGUGGAUACUUACCAUAACAGACAGUUGGACGGCCAACCGAUGAAAUGCCUUUUAGUUAAUAAAAGACCGAUGAACCAACCCACUUCUAUGCCUUUACCGAAAUCCGAAGGGAUUUUAAGUCGGAGCUCAGGAUCAGACGCCUCAAACAAGUUGGUACCGGACAUAAGCACCAUCCACAAGGUACUUUUUCAAAGAAAUAAGUGAUUUGUUUGUUUUGUAGACGUUAAUGUUAUCAUUAAUAAUUGAUGCUGUUUGGUAUGUAAUAAAAAGGCUUUUCUAGGACAAGUGUGAGUGGGAUGAAUGUAUCAAUAUCAAAAAAAAAUUGUAGCCACUAUUAAGGCAUUAACAGUUUUGAAUAAUUAGAGUUUAGGCAUUUUAAUUUUAUUUUUUAAGGAAUAUAGUUUGAUCUGUAUCA
Molecule: messenger RNA, 1782 nt
Organism: Anthonomus grandis grandis
Lineage: Eukaryota; Metazoa; Arthropoda; Insecta; Coleoptera; Curculionidae
Product: polymerase delta-interacting protein 3-like
Exons: 6
Coding region: 231-1571 (446 amino acids)
Biological process (GO): mRNA export from nucleus
Cellular component (GO): nucleus
Molecular function (GO): mRNA binding
Source: RefSeq, a predicted model, not a curated record